This is a messenger RNA of Indicator indicator, 4842 nucleotides long. RefSeq names its product disco interacting protein 2 homolog A (gene DIP2A). Bases 1 to 4746 code for a protein of 1581 amino acids. The transcript has 39 exons. Gene Ontology annotation, cellular component: cell surface. The record is from RefSeq and is a predicted model, not a curated record. NCBI's taxonomy places the organism in Eukaryota, Metazoa, Chordata, Aves, Piciformes, Indicatoridae.
AUGGCGGCGGAGCGCGGGGGCUGCUCCUUGGAGUCGGUGCCGCUGCCGCCCGAGGUGCGCGAGAGCCUGGCGGAGCUGGAGCUGGAGCUGUCGGAGGGAGACAUUACUCAGAAAGGAUAUGAAAAGAAAAGAGCAAAACUGUUAGCACGGUACAUACCACUAAUUCAAGGUGUGGAUCCAUCCCUGCAAGCAGAUAACAGAGUCCCAGGCUCUUCUCAAGCUACCACUGCUGUGUCUAAACAGCAGAAAUCUCGUUCUACCAACUCAAGGGAUGAGCGCUUCCGAUCUGAUGUCCACACUGAAGCAGUACAAGCAGCACUUGCCAAGUACAAAGAGAGAAAAAUGCCCAUGCCUUCAAAGAGACGGUCUGUUCUUGUGCAGUCUUCAGUAGAAACAUACACACCUCCAGACACAUCGUCAGCAUCAGAAGAUGAGGGCUCGUUACGUCGGCAAGGACGGAUCUCCUCCACUCCGUUCCAGAGCCACUCCAACGUAGAGCCCUGGCUUAACCGGGUUAUUCAGGGCUCCUCCACCUCAUCCUCUGCAUCCUCCACCUCAUCUCAUCCAGGAGGGAAACCUGCUGCUGCUUCCAAUACUGCUACUGCCACCGCUGCUGCCACUGUUCUUGCAGAUCUCAUGGCACACACCCAGCUAGAUAACCACUCUGCACCUCCAGAUGUAACCACUGGCCUGGUGGAACAUUUACAUCAUGAGCGUCCACAAGUAGCAUCAGUACGAGGAGUUCCCAGAAGCUACUGCAGCAGCAUUUUGGAAACUGCAGAUGGUGUCCCAGUGAAUAGCAGAGUGUCGUCUAAAAUUCAGCAGCUUCUAAAUACCUUGAAAAGACCAAAGCGCCCACCUUUGAAAGAGUUUUUUGUUGAUGAUUUUGAAGAACUGCUAGAAGUGCAACAGCCUGACCCAAAUCAACCGAAGCCUGAAGGAAAUCAAACAAAUGUACUUAAAGGUGAACCCUUAGGUGUGGUAACCAACUGGCCACCCUCUCUGCUGGCAGCCCUGCAGUGCUGGGGAACUACCCAGCCAAAAGCCCCUUGUCUGACAGCAUUGGAUACAACUGGGAAAGCUGUUUAUACACUUACCUAUGGCAAACUGUGGAGUCGAAGCUUGAAGUUAGCAUAUACCCUGCUAAACAAGUUAACCACUAAGAAUGAACCACUGCUGAAGCCUGGAGACCGGGUAGCUCUCGUAUUUCCUAACAGUGAUCCAGUUAUGUUUAUGGUGGCGUUUUAUGGAUGUCUCCUGGCAAAACUCAUUCCUGUCCCAAUAGAAGUUCCACUAACAAGAAAGGAUGCUGGCAGCCAGCAGAUUGGUUUUCUUCUGGGCAGCUGUGGAGUAACGCUAGCUUUAACCACUGAUGCCUGCCAAAAAGGCCUUCCUAAAGCACAGACUGGUGAGGUGGUUACAUUCAAAGGCUGGCCUCGUCUCAUGUGGUUUGUGAUUGAUGGGAAGCAUCUGGCAAAACCAGCGAAGGACUGGCAUCCACAGUUACGGGAUGCCAAUGCUGAGAUUGCUUAUAUUGAGUACAAGACAAGUAAAGAGGGCAGCACAGUGGGCAUUACUGUCUCUCAUGCUUCCAUGCUGGCACAUUGUCACGCAUUGACUCAGGCGUGUGGUUAUUCAGAAGCUGAAACACUAACAAAUGUCUUGGAUUUCAAAAGAGAUGCUGGCCUUUGGCAUGGAGUAUUAACAAGUGUUAUGAACAGGAUGCAUGUCAUCAGUAUUCCAUAUGCAUUAAUGAAGGUUAAUCCACUUUCCUGGAUACAAAAAGUGUGCUCAUACAAAGCCCGUGUAGCAGUAGUAAAAUCACGUGAUAUGCACUGGUCACUUUUGGCUCAGAGGGAUCAGAGAGAUGUCAGUCUGAGCUCUUUGCGAAUGUUAAUAGUGGCAGAUGGAGCUAAUCCGUGGUCAAUAUCUUCCUGUGAUGCAUUCCUGAAUGUAUUUCAAUCCAGAGGUUUGAGACCAGAAGUGAUCUGUCCCUGUGCUAGUUCUUCAGAAGCACUAACCGUUGCUAUCCGCAGGCCUCCAGAAUUGGGUGGGCCUCCUCCAGGAAAAGCAGUGUUAUCUAUGAAUUGUCUAAGUUUCAGUGUGAUAAGAGUGGAUACAGAAGAGAAGUUAUCUGUGUUAACUGUACAGGAUGUUGGUCAAAUUAUGCCUGGAGCAAAUGUGUGUGUUGUGAAAGUGGAUGGGACUCCUUAUCUAUGUAAAGCUGAUGAGGUUGGAGAAAUAUGUGUGAAUUCAAGUGCUACUGGGAUGGCAUAUUUUGGCCUCCUCGGAAUCACCAAGAACGUGUUCGAGGCCAUUCCAGUGACAGCAGCUGGAGUGCCUGUUUCGGACCAACCCUUUACAAGAACAGGAUUGCUUGGCUUUGUGGGUCCUGACUAUUUGGUGUUUGUGGUAGGAAAGCUGGAUGGGCUAAUGACAGUUAGUGGUCGCAGGCACAAUGCAGAUGAUGUGGUAGCCACUGCAUUAGCAGUCGAACCCAUGAAGUUUGUGUAUCGGGGAAGGAUAGCAGUGUUUUCUGUGACCGUUUUGCAUGAUGAUCGAAUAGUGCUUGUGGCAGAGCAGCGCCCUGAUGCGUCAGAGGAGGAUAGUUUUCAGUGGAUGAGCAGGGUUCUACAGGCAAUUGAUAGCAUUCACCAAGUGGGCGUCUACUGUCUUGCCUUGGUACCAGCCAACACUUUGCCAAAGGCUCCACUCGGAGGAAUUCAUAUUUCAGAAACCAAGCAGCGCUUUCUAGAGGGUACUCUGCACCCAUGUAACGUCUUGAUGUGUCCACAUACUUGUGUUACUAACCUGCCUAAGCCUCGGCAGAAACAACCAGAGGUUGGCCCUGCUUCAAUGAUAGUAGGAAACCUUGUCGCUGGAAAGAGAAUUGCACAAGCCUCAGGGAGAGAUGUUACCCAGCUGGAGGAUAACGAUCAGGCAAGAAAGUUCCUGUAUUUAGCAGAUGUUCUUCAGUGGCGAGCUCAGACAACUCCAGAUCAUCCCCUCUUCCUUUUGUUGAAUUCCAAGGGCACUGUAGCUAGCACUGCGUCGUGCAUACAGUUGCACAAGAGAGCCGAGAGAGUAGCAGUUGCACUGAUGGAGAAAGGACGACUGAAUGUUGGUGACCAUGUGGCCCUGGUGUAUCCUCCAGGAGUAGACUUGAUAGCAACUUUCUAUGGCUGCUUAUAUGCUGGUUGUGUACCUAUAACCGUUCGCCCACCUCAUCCUCAGAAUCUUGCUACCACUCUGCCCACUGUCAAAAUGAUUGUAGAGGUCAGUAAGUCUGCAUGUAUACUGACCACACAAGUGAUAAUGAAAUUGCUGAAGUCCAAGGAAGCUGCAGCAGCUGUAGAUAUUAAAACAUGGCCCACUAUUUUGGAUACAGAUGAUAUGCCUAAAAAGAAGCUGGCUACUAUUUUCAGACCUACAUCUCCAGAUAUGUUGGCGUACUUGGACUUCAGUGUGUCUACCACUGGUAUAUUAGCAGGAGUAAAGAUGUCACAUGCAGCUACAAGUGCCUUAUGUCGCUCUAUAAAACUACAGUGUGAGCUGUACCCUUCACGUCAGAUUGCCAUCUGCCUUGACCCUUAUUGUGGCUUGGGAUUUGCACUAUGGUGCUUGUGCAGUGUAUAUUCAGGUCAUCAGUCUAUUCUAGUCCCUCCUCUGGAACUGGAGAGCAAUGUGUCCCUGUGGUUGUCUGCUGUAAGUCAGUAUAAAGUGCGUGUCACAUUCUGCUCUUACUCUGUGAUGGAGAUGUGCACCAAGGGGCUUGGAACACAGACUGAUAUACUCCGUAUGAAAGGAGUGAACCUGUCCUGUGUACGAACAUGCAUGGUGGUUGCAGAGGAGAGACCAAGGAUUACAUUAACACAAUCGUUCUCAAAGUUGUUCAAAGACCUGGGCCUCUCUGCUCGCGCAGUGAGCACUACCUUCGGAUGCAGGGUCAACGUAGCAAUUUGCUUACAGCCAAACAGGCUGGGCAAGCUGGCUGAACAGGGAACAGCAGGACCAGAUCCAACAACAGUCUAUGUAGAUAUGAGAGCGCUUCGACAUGACAGGGUGCGUCUGGUAGAGAGAGGUUCUCCACACAGUCUGCCACUUAUGGAGUCUGGAAAGAUUCUUCCAGGGGUAAAGGUCAUCAUAGCACACACAGAAACCAAGGGACCUCUGGGGGACUCACAUUUAGGAGAGAUAUGGGUAAGUAGUCCACACAAUGCUACUGGUUACUACACAGUGUAUGGAGAAGAAGCACUGCAUGCUGAUCACUUCACUGCUCGCCUGAGUUUUGGAGACACUCAGACCAUAUGGGCUCGGACUGGGUACCUUGGCUUUCUGCGCAGAACAGAACUUACUGAUGCUAGUGGAGAGAGACACGAUGCCCUGUAUGUAGUAGGCUCUUUGGAUGAAACACUGGAGCUCAGAGGAAUGAGGUACCAUCCCAUUGAUAUAGAGACCUCUGUAAUAAGAGCACAUAAGAGCAUUGCAGAAUGUGCUGUGUUUACAUGGACCAACUUGCUGGUGGUGGUUGUGGAGUUGGAAGGCUCAGAACAAGAAGCAUUGGACCUGGUUGCGCUGGUAACAAAUGUGGUUCUGGAAGAGCAUUAUCUCAUAGUAGGUGUUGUAGUCAUUGUGGACCCUGGUGUUAUUCCCAUCAAUUCCCGUGGUGAGAAACAACGAAUGCACUUGAGAGAUGGAUUCUUAGCUGACCAGUUGGAUCCUAUUUAUGUUGCCUACAACAUGUGAGCAGAAAAUCCCAUCAAGGCUAAAGCACCAAAAUCCAAGUAAUAACACGGGAAUCCAUUUUGUGUUUGUAAAGCUGUUGAAGAUGGAGAUACUACU